Ostrea edulis (European flat oyster) is the source of this 4044-nucleotide messenger RNA. RefSeq names its product multiple epidermal growth factor-like domains protein 11. The transcript has 5 exons. Lineage: Eukaryota; Metazoa; Mollusca; Bivalvia; Ostreida; Ostreidae. Bases 13 to 663 code for a protein of 216 amino acids. The record is from RefSeq and is a predicted model, not a curated record. Gene Ontology annotation, molecular function: scavenger receptor activity.
UUGUUUAUUUCUAUGAACAUGUAUGUGAAGAAUUUCUUAAAGACAUUGUACUUUAAUUUAUGCUUAAAGGAAUUGUUUAGCCUUGCACUAAAUCUAACAGGGGACGGAUAUUGUAAUGAUAAUACAGGGGGCAUGAGAUGUUGCGCGAAUUAUAGAAAUAUUUCAGGAAGAUGUGAACCAUGUCUAGGAUCAUAUGGAUUGCACUGUAAUAGAAUUUGCCCGGAUGGAUAUUAUGGACAGGGAUGUAAAAGGAAAUGCAACUGUUUGCCAACUGAAUCAUGUCAUAAAAUACAUGGUUGUUCAGCCUGCAUAGGAUCUUUUGGAGAAAACUGCAGUGAACCCUGUCCUUUUGGAUUCUUCGGCAUUGAUUGUCUUGAAAAGUGUAACUGUAGCAGUGAUACGCACUGGUGUGACAAUAUUUCCGGUUGCAAGAAUAAAGAUACCGCCUGUAGAGGAUCGUUUGGAGAAAAAUGCAAUGAGCUCAGUUCUUUAGGAUUCUUCGACUUUAACUGCAGUAAAAAUUGUACCUGUAGUAAUGAUACGCAUUGGUGUGACAAUAUUUCUGGUUGCAAGAUUAAAGAUGGUGGUAUGCAUGUCACACAUGUUGAAGGUAAGAUAAUUUUAGUACGAUUUAAUAUCAAUAAAAACAUUCAACGGGAGUAAUUUAGUACACUCGUAAAUCUAGUAGAUAGUGUUACAAUUAUUUGAAAUAAUAUAAAGUAUCAGAUAGAAUCAAUGGAAUUACUGCGAAUAUAAUAAAGAAGAAAGUAUGUAUAUGCAAACCGUACAAAGGGAGUUAAAAAAAAGUUUAAGACCAUAUCUGGAAUUUUACACCGAAAGGAUACUCGUGAAACCAAAUAUACAUAUGCGAAAUAUUAUGCUUUUCAAGACAUGGAUAAUCGGAUUCGGAUAAACAAGAUAAAAUGUUUACUGUAGCCUUCGUGACUGUGGGAUGCUUUAUUGGAACCUCAGCAUUUUAUUGUAUUUACUGUGCAGCUGGUAAGUUACUUACAAUUAAUUAACAGGUAAAUUCACGAAUUUCCAAUGAAAUUGAGCAUACAUUCGUAGUCUUUUAAAAACAGAAACUACAAAGACAAGAACAUUCUAUCAUGGCAGGAUGAGCGAUGAAUUCAUGUAGCAUAUAUUGCAUGAUUCAACAUUCCAUUUUAAUUUGAUUUAGUGGCAGUACAUGUAUAUACAGAGAUUAAUGAAACACAUUUGAUAAGAAUUUCGAAUUUUGAAAAAAAGAAGAUAUGAACGUACAUCUGUCGUUAUUAUCAAUUUUAAUUUUACUAUUUCUAAUUAACGUAUUGAACGUAGAAUAUGUUGUCCAAAGACAUAAAUAUCGGUUGGUUAGGAAUAGAAUAUUCUUUCGAUGCUAUAUUGUUAAAUGAAAUAUAAAUUGCAUAUUUUUACACGUACAUAAAGUUCUCUUUACAUUCUGAAAGGUACAGCAAACGAAAAUUGACAACGGAUAACUCCGUUUACCUGAUCAGGAUAUAGGGCUCAUGGCGGGUGUGGUUGGUCGACAAGGGAUGCUUACAACACUUAGGCGCCCGACCCUACAUCUGGUGUUUCCAGGGAUCCGUGUUUCCCCAAGUGUCUAUUUUUAUUGCUUAUAGGAGCUAUGCGAUUGAUCACUGUUCGUUAUCUUCACCUUUCAUUGAAUAGUAAAUUGAAUGUUACCUUGCAAGAUGAAACUUUGUCCUUAUAGUAAACAUUUUACACAAACUUGUAUAAAGUUACCAUGGAAGAUAAAACUUGUAUACCUUAUUGGUCUACACAUAUGUAAGUAGCAAUAUACCAUAAUCAUCUACAUAUGGUAUUUAUAUCUCUCAACUGAUUCGUACGCAAGAUAUUGUUUUGCGUAUAGUCAGUUUUUAAAUCGAGGCAAGCUACUGACAAACAAGCUGAUGGUACAGGAAUUUUAACAGUCUUGUUUAAAAUCAACAUUUCGGAAAUUAUAUGGCUGUUAUAACGAUCUAGUUUGCCAAUAUAACCUAUCACUGGGUCAAAUUAUGUCUCAUACAGAUUGUUAAACCGUUCUUCUUGCACACUGAUUUUGACAACGGUUACUCCAUUUACCUAUUCAAGAUAUAGGGCUCACGGCGGGUGUGACCGGUCGACAGGGGAUGUUUACUCUUCCUAGACACCUGAUUCCACUCCUGGUGUUUCCAGGGGUCCGUGUUUGCCCAACUUUCUGUUUUGUAUUGUUUAUAGGAGUUAUGAGAUUGAUCACUGUUCGUUAUCUUCACCUUCAUGUAAAUCUGUUUAAGUGAAUAUUAAACGUAUCUUUUGCUAAUGAGAAAUAUGUAUCUAGAUAAUAUAUCACUUUCACCAAAGUAAGCACACAAUAAAGGUUGUGGGUUUUCAUAUCCUUCAUCCUCUAAUUAUUGUGCUAGUUGAACAAGAGAACCCCUUUGCAAUGGGAGCCCCGAUGACUACGAUUACUUAGAUUUUCUCCAACAUUACAUACAACCGCCAGUGUCUAAUGUAAGGAGGGAUUAUAGCAAGUUGAUCCCAAAUAGACCAACUACUUACUUUACAUUCUCAAUUAAUGCUUUGCAAUAGUGUUUAUUAAAGAAACACUAAUUACAUGUAUAUUCAUUUGCGAAUGUUUGUUGCAAUCUAUUUAUACAUCAAUAUAAAUACCCCAGUGGGACACAGGUAAACGCUACUUGCCUAUCAGAAUGAUCUCCCUUAGAACCUGGCGCGACUGCGCCCCCUCAGGUAUACGUCACUGGUAGAAACACGCCUCCUGGUCAUCCCGACAAGACUGAGUGCCACGCAAGAAGAUAAAUUCAAGUUUUGACUAGGACACCAACUCUAUACGACCUCCCUGGUAAAAACCUAUUACUACCUGGGACUAAUACCCCAAGGGAUAAGCCCUAAAGCUUGUCCCUCAGGUACCACUGCAGUAACCCUAAAAUCAUCCCCAGUGCUGAGGAUGAAUAACCCAGAGUUUUAAACCAGAAGUCCUUGUUUUUGGUAAUCCCCCAAUUCUUCCAAAUGAACUUGUUUAUACAAGAUCACCCGCCACCAACGCGGUAUGCAUGUACAUACUUACUCAUGUAUGCACAUACCUGCACCUACACAGUCAACUUAUAUAAAUAGUAUUCACCUACCGAACCUGAUGCUGAAGACAUAAAUUAAACUCAAUGCAUGCAGAAGAGCUCUCAAACUAUAUCAUUCAAGAAUAAUUACUGUACAUGCCUGCUUACUUCUCCAGAAAUGUUUCAAGAUCCUCAUACACAUAUUAAGGAAUACUGAAAUGCGUAAUUAUUUCACAUGUCUUUCGAGACAAAACUGAUGGUUGGAUGUCUGAUGACCAGACCUCCUUCCGAUUUCAGAAAUUGUUUGACGUUAAGAUUGACGUUAUUGCGCACGGAAUGAAUCCUGGUGGCAGACGUGGCAUUGUACCAAUGUAACCAAAGUAACAUGUCUGACGAAACAUUUUACAUGUUUGGGACCAAUAACUUGCAUCGAAAGAAUGAAAAUUCAAUACUUCGAAACAAUUCCUAUCCAGGCAAGAUACCCAAAUCAUAAGAACCUAAAUGUACUACCAAGUAAGUUGGAGGAUUAGCCUUUAAUUCUUGAACAUAAUGUUCAGAUUUAGAAGUUCUUUUAUUAGCUAUAUGCACAAAAGCCCGAUUGUCAAUAUGGAAUAGUAUCCUCUUGUUAGCCAGCGACUGACCUCACACUAAUAUCGCUGAAAAGAACUCUGUAAAUGUUAUGUCGCACAAUAUACCCGUUUCCAAACAUAUGCAGCCAUCUACCGAAAUCCCACGUAUUGUGAAAAAAAUAUUUCAAAACCCCAGGAGAUGACAACGGCACUAUCAGUAAAUGACUGGAGUGUAUCAUUCGAGACUCAUAGUUUCUCAUAGAAGAGAGUCACAGCAUUAUAAUGGUUAAGAAACUCUAGCCACAUGACUAAAUCUAAUUUUAUUAUGCAAAUUGUAAACUUAGAAUCAAAUAAAAAGCUUUGAUUUGUUUUCCGUCUCUUGUAGAAGUCUUUGAAUAAAUUCGGUUUCAUAAGAAUAUAAA